Molecule: messenger RNA, 678 nt
Organism: Acanthosepion pharaonis
Lineage: Eukaryota; Metazoa; Mollusca; Cephalopoda; Sepiida; Sepiidae
Source: the annotation of a GenBank genome assembly
AUGCAAUUUCUUCUCUCUUGCUCUCCCUCCGCCUUGCUCUCCCUCCGCCUUUCUCUCCCUCCGCCUUUCUCUCCCUCCCUUUCACUACUUUCUUUAGAAUAUGUUUCUUUUUAUCCGAAUAUUCUAUACGCGAAAAGGCCAAUAUAUAUCUUUUUUUUUCAGACUUUCAAAUCUAUCUAUCUAUCUAUCUAUCUAUCUAUCUAUCUAUCUAUUUUAGUUUGUUCAUAUGUAGUAAUGCAUCUAUUUCUCUCACUUUGUUCAUAUCUAUCUAUCUAUCGCAGUCUGUUCAUAUCUAUCUAUCUAUCUAUCUAUCUAUCUAUCUAUCUAUCUAUUUAUCUAUCUAUCUAUCUCAGUUUGUUCAUAUGUAGCAAUGUAUCUAUUUCUCUCACUUUGUUCAUAUCUAUCUAUCUAUCUAUCUAUCUAUCUAUCUCAACAUGCCUAAAAGAGAAUUUGCUGCCUAAAUACACAAAUUUUAAUAUCUAUCUAUCUAUCAAACUAUCUAUCUAUCUAUCUAUCUAUCUAUCUAUUACAGUCUGUUCAUAUCUAUCUAUCUAUCUAUCUAUCUAUCUAUCUAUCUAUCUAUCUAUCUAUCUAUCUAUCUCUAACCCGGGGAACGUGGAACCCGUAGAACCCGGGGAACGUGAAACCCGUAGAACCCGGGGAACGUGGAACCCGUAG